Pieris napi is the source of this 1677-nucleotide messenger RNA. RefSeq names its product 2-aminoethanethiol dioxygenase. The coding region runs from base 93 to 962 and encodes 289 amino acids. Gene Ontology annotation, cellular component: mitochondrion. Gene Ontology annotation, molecular function: oxidoreductase activity, acting on single donors with incorporation of molecular oxygen, incorporation of two atoms of oxygen. NCBI's taxonomy places the organism in Eukaryota, Metazoa, Arthropoda, Insecta, Lepidoptera, Pieridae. The transcript has a single exon. The record is from RefSeq and is a predicted model, not a curated record.
GUAUAGACAUUUGCAAUGGACGAUUAAGUCGAGUGUUGACAAUGACAUUUUCAGUUUUCUAAUUUAAUAUAUUAUGUUAUCCAAGUUUAAAAAUGUCAUUUAGAGAUAGUUGUGCCUUGAUAACGUGCCGUUUUUUUUGUCGUUUACGCAGUAAAAAUAAAUUUUUGUGCUUUAAUAUCAGCGGGUUUCAUAUGGAUAGUAAAAAUGAAGCAAAGUCAGCUAUGGAACUCGUCAACAUACCCCCUAUUAUUACCACAUACCGCCAUGCUUUGCGAACUUUCGAUGACAAAUUCAAAAACGAUUUUGCAACCAACUUGAACAAAUUAAAAUCCCUAGUGGAUAAAUUAAAAGCAGACCACCUUGGCUUCGAUCAAAGUUACAACGAUCCUGGUACCUGGAACAGACCAAGGAAAGCCCCAUGCACUUACGUCGAAGUGUUUCAAAACAGUACGGUAAACAUGAGUAUUUUUAUUCUAAAACCUGGAUUUAAAAUGCCUUUGCAUGAUCAUCCACACAUGCAUGGGCUUUUAAAAGUUAUAUCUGGUGCGGUAAGAGUAAGAAGUUUUUCAGAAUAUCCUCUUAAACAAGCAAUAAGUAUAGUAGAUUUUAAGGCUCGAGCAAUACACGAAGCAGCGCGACUUGCUCAAGGCAUACACAAACGUAGAAGAUUAUUUGCAGAGAUUUCUCAAGACCAUAUUUGUAAGGAAGAUACUGAAACAUGCAUUCUGACACCAACAGUAUCUAAUUACCAUGAAAUUGAGGCUCUGAACACACCAGCAGCAUUUUUCGAUAUUUUAGCACCACCUUAUGACACAUUUGUGGAAGGAAUUGGUCCAAGAAGAUGUAGGUAUUAUUAUGUGGUUAAUGAAAUAAGUUCAAAUGUAGUAGAGUUACAAGAAACAAAUAUUCCAGAGUGUUUUUAUUGUGAUCAAGCUCCAUAUUUAGGACCGACUCUUGCAUAGUUGAAUUAAGUAUUAUGAACUUCAUGUGUUACUUACAUGCAAAAAUUAAGUGGUUCUAGUAAAUGGUAAAAGGCCAAUUAGAUACGGAGAUCUUAUUACAAAGUUACCAAAACAUUAACAUCUCUUAAAACUAGUUGAAAUAAUUUUGUGCCUUAUAUUUAAUUGCACCAACAAUUAACAAUCACCUUGUCAAUAGCAAGGUUUUAUGUCUAGUAUAAAUAUAUUUAAGUUACCUGUAUAUAAGAUGGCUAUUCUAGGGCUAACUACUUCAAAAUAGUAAUGUAAAGGGAAAGGAAUGAAUGAAAUGAAAAUAAAAAUUGCAUAUACAGGGUUGGUUUAAGAUUUCUGCAAAUCGUCCAAAGAUUCUUUAUGGCCUUGAGAUAGUCAAUUCUUAUACCCAUGGUUGUAUCUUUUUAGUUAUAUUUGUACAUAUUCUAAAAUAAUAACAAUUUUAAAUUGACAAAAAAUUACCAUUUGUUGUUUCGCAAUUCUUGAGAUAUUUAUAAGAUAAGAAUAUUAAUAGGAUUACAUAACAUUCCUUAAUUGGUAUAAAUUUUAAAUUUAAUCACAAAAGAACCAGUCAUUUUAUCUGAUCUCUUGUAAAAUUAUGUAUUUAUAAAGUAUAUAAUGCUGAUGAUUUAAGAAAUAAUUAGUUAUAAGACAUCUAUUCUCUACUUGAUGUGUUCUUGUUAAAUAAAUCUUAUUUUUGUUGCAA